AUGGGUAGGGAGGACAAAGCAACCUGGAAGUCAAACUACUUCUUAAAACUUAUUCAAUUGUUGGACGAUUACCCAAAAUGUUUCAUCGUCGGCGCAGACAAUGUUGGUUCAAAGCAGAUGCAGCAGAUCCGUAUGUCCCUGCGUGGAAACGCAGUGGUGCUCAUGGGAAAGAACACCAUGAUGCGCAAAGCCAUCCGCGGUCACAUUGAGCGCAACGCAGCUUUGGAGAAACUUCUUCCCCACAUUCGCGGAAACGUCGGCUUCGUCUUCACCCGCAGCGACCUUGUUGAAGUCCGUGACAAGCUUCUGGAGAACAAAGUCCGCGCUCCAGCUCGUGCUGGUGCCAUCGCGCCCCUCAGUGUCAUCAUUCCGGCCCAAAACACCGGUCUGGGUCCCGAGAAGACAUCUUUCUUCCAGGCCUUGAGUAUCCCCACCAAGAUUUCCAAGGGUACCAUUGAAAUCAUCAACGAUGUCCACAUCUUGAAACCCGGUGACAAAGUCGGAGCUUCAGAAGCAACUCUUCUGAACAUGUUGAACAUCUCUCCGUUCUCAUACGGUCUGAUGGUCGAGCAGGUCUACGACUCAGGUACCAUCUUCGCCCCGGAGAUCCUGGACAUCAAGCCCGAGGACUUGAAGGAGAAAUUCAUGGUUGGAGUCGCCAACUUGGCUUCGGUUUGUUUGGCUGUCGGCUACCCAACUGUUGCCAGUGCUCCUCACAGCAUUGUCAACGGAUUCAAGAACUUGUUGGCUCUCGCCGCCGUCACCGACGUUGAAUUCGAGGAAGCCAAGACCAUCAAGGAGUACAUCAAGGACCCGAGCAAAUUCGCUGCCGUCGCCGCCGCUCCAGCAGCCACAACCGCUGCUGCUGUCCCAGCAGCUGAUAAAAAGGAAGAAAAGAAAGAAGACUCCGAAUCCGAGGAUGAUGACAUGGGUUUCGGUCUUUUUGACUAA
Molecule: messenger RNA, 951 nt
Organism: Cotesia congregata
Lineage: Eukaryota; Metazoa; Arthropoda; Insecta; Hymenoptera; Braconidae
Source: the annotation of a GenBank genome assembly